AUGGCGGAUAACUACACGGAAGUUACAACGCCCAAGGCGACGACGGCCUUCGACGAGGCCAACAAGGCCGCUGCACGUUUGAUCAAGCCCAAGGCCAUCCUGUACACAAGCGCGCUCCUGUCUUGGUUGCAGCCGUUCCAGAGCGGUUGGUCGACGUCUCAGACAAACCUGUCGCAGUACAACGACACGGACGAGUGCAAUGCGCGUCCUGUGGCGGAGGAUACGUGCCUCAUGUUCCCUGGCCACUCGAAGCUGGAGUGGACGUUCGCCGUGAACGCCUGGAUCUUCGGCGCCAUGGUCGGCUCGCUGUGCUGCGGCCACUUCAGCGACCGUCUCGGCCCCUCCGGCACGGCCACCGGAACUAUCGGUGCGUACGUGAACGAGCUGUCGCCGCCGCACAUGCGCAACACUUUGGGUCUGGGUCUGCAGAUCUUCACCACGAUCGGUAUCUUGUUCCCGGCGAUCUGCUUCUUCUUCGCCAACACGAGCUCUGGCUGGCGCUACCUGGCUGCCUUCCCGUGCAUCCUGGCUGUGAUCUACAUGGUGUUGGCGCCAACCAUGUGCAUUGAGAGUCCGGCGUGGCUGCUAACUAAGGGCCGAACGGAGGAGGCCAAGGAAGUGAUCGCUCGUCUGUAUGGCGAGGAGCACGUGCAGACGGCCAUGUCGUGGUUGCAGACGAGCAAGAAGGUGGACACGGCGGAGGAGGCAUCUUCUCGGAUGCCGGCAUUUCGGACUCGCGUGUCGGCACACUGA
Molecule: messenger RNA, 753 nt
Organism: Phytophthora infestans T30-4
Lineage: Eukaryota; Oomycota; Peronosporomycetes; Peronosporales; Peronosporaceae
Product: Major Facilitator Superfamily (MFS)
Exons: 3
Coding region: 1-753 (250 amino acids)
Biological process (GO): monosaccharide transmembrane transport
Cellular component (GO): membrane
Molecular function (GO): hexose transmembrane transporter activity
Source: RefSeq, a predicted model, not a curated record